AUGAGGUUUGAAUCCAUGAGCUUGCAAAAAAGUGAUGUUAUCGUCGAGCUUUCGUAUCUCAUCUUUCGCAACUCACAACCCCUUUACACAUUCUCCUUCUUACAGACUCUUGUCUCUUCUUCCUUCUCAAUCACACUGUUGCUUCUCUCUCAAACCCAUUAAACAAAAUAAUGGGUUCUUUUCUAUACCCAAUAAUAACCUUCAAUCUUCUUCUUCUUUCUCCAAAGUUUCUCCUUUUUCAGGAUUAGAGGAUGUUUUUGUGAGCUUCCUCAUUGGAAAGAAAAGGGCAACGGAUGUUGCACACAUGGUGUGGAAACAUGUUGUCCAGAAAGGAGACACGGUCAUUGAUGCCACGUGUGGUAAUGGUUUUGACACCUUAGCAUUGCUCAAUUUGGUUGCUGAUGAUUCACAUAAUGGUUAUGUGUAUGCAUUGGACAUUCAGAAAGAUGCUUUAGAUAAGACUUCAUUGUUACUAGAGGAAUCACUUAAUUCCAAUGAGAAACAACAUGUGAAGCUCUUCAAUAUUUGCCAUAGUAAAAUGGAGGAAGUUGUUCAAAGGAAUGCCUCUGUUAGGCUUGUUGCAUUCAACUUAGGUUACCUUCCGGGAGGCGACAAAGAACUAAUAACAAGAUCAGAAACAACAUUACUGGCAUUAGAAGCUGCAAAGAGAAUUCUAAUACCAGGAGGGCUCAUUAGUAUUGUGGUAUAUAUCGGCCACCCCGGUGGAAGUGAAGAAUUAGAGGCUGUUGAAACUUUUGCUGCUAAAUUGUCUGUUGAGAAUUGGAUCUGUUGCAAGCUUCAAAUGUUAAACCGGCCAUGUGCUCCGAUACCAAUUUUCUUGUUCAGAAGAUAAUGUAAAUACCUGCCAUAUGAUUUUUUGACUAAGAACAUUAAGGAUCCUUGUGUCCUUAUAAAACAAUAAGUUCUAUUCUUGUGAAUUAUUUUAAAGGAAAGUGAUUCUUAUACCUCUCUUUUGUUC
Trifolium pratense (red clover) is the source of this 979-nucleotide messenger RNA. RefSeq names its product putative rRNA methylase YtqB. The transcript has 6 exons. The record is from RefSeq and is a predicted model, not a curated record. The coding region runs from base 35 to 853 and encodes 272 amino acids. Lineage: Eukaryota; Viridiplantae; Streptophyta; Magnoliopsida; Fabales; Fabaceae.